AUGGUGGCCAUGGAGGAAGACUCUCUUCACUCACACGAUGCUAUAUGGGAAUGCCCAGCUGCUACUGAUGUUUGGGCUGAGCAAGACAGUCCUGUACAGAAGUGGAGUGUGGGGGUGAAGAGUUUCUACCAAUUGUGGGAGGAUGUGCACAGUAAACUCACAUCAGAAAAUGUAGAGAAAAUGGUUAUUAUUUUGAGGAACAUAUGGAGGGGGGAAGAUGCAUUUCAGGCUGAUGAUAAUGCUGGUAUUAAUAGAGGCAGGGGAUGGAAGAAACCAGAAGGCCAGCUGCUUAAAGUAAACUUUGAUGCAGCAAUAAAAGAGUCUACUAAAAAGUCUUUAAACUUUGAUGCAGCAAUAAAAGAGUCUACUAAAAAGUUGAGUCUUGGGGUGAUUAUUAGGGAUUGUAGAAGGGAGAUUUAUGCUGCAGCAUGUCUUACAAGAGAAUCGAGCUAUGGGGCUUUUGGGGCUGAAUGUACUGCAAUGUGGGAGGCUAUGGUUCUUUGUGAAGAAUUGGGCUUAGGUGAGGUCAUCUUUGAAGGUGAUGCAAAGAGUGUCAUUGAUGCAGUGAGCAGUGGUGAGAAGGAUGACUCUAGCUACGGUCACUUGGUAGAGAUUUUGCAGCAGAAACUGAACUUCUAUUCAAGGUGGGAGGUUGGCUUUAUCCAUAGGGAAGGAAAUGAGGUUGUCCAUCAAUUAGCUAAAAUGGCUUUAUGUAGGGAUAAUGAUAUGUACUGGGUAGAGGAGGGCCCUGAGGCCAUUACAAAUCAGUUGAGUAUAGACAAAAUGUAUACAGAUUUUGUUACAAGUUGA
Juglans microcarpa x Juglans regia is the source of this 810-nucleotide messenger RNA. RefSeq lists its product as uncharacterized. NCBI's taxonomy places the organism in Eukaryota, Viridiplantae, Streptophyta, Magnoliopsida, Fagales, Juglandaceae. The coding region runs from base 1 to 810 and encodes 269 amino acids. The record is from RefSeq and is a predicted model, not a curated record. Gene Ontology annotation, molecular function: RNA-DNA hybrid ribonuclease activity; nucleic acid binding. The transcript has 3 exons.